Molecule: messenger RNA, 4105 nt
Organism: Oncorhynchus gorbuscha (pink salmon)
Lineage: Eukaryota; Metazoa; Chordata; Actinopteri; Salmoniformes; Salmonidae
Product: nexilin-like
Exons: 14
Coding region: 265-2985 (906 amino acids)
Biological process (GO): homophilic cell-cell adhesion; dendrite self-avoidance; axon guidance
Cellular component (GO): plasma membrane; axon
Molecular function (GO): cell-cell adhesion mediator activity
Source: RefSeq, a predicted model, not a curated record
AACUUUGAGUCGUGAAUGCGGCGCAGGCAUCUCCGUGCUUUGACAAAUUGGGUUUUCUAUACUUGACAUUACAUUUGUUUUAAUCUACUAUCUGCACAGAAAAAAGUCCUAAAAUAAGGAGGAUAUUACACUGAAUCAGACUGGUAAUCCACACCAACAACAUCAUAGUAGUUGUCGCAAUCAAAGUAAUUGCUGUGAUAUGUCCCAACUCAGCUGUUCAUCAGGUAACAUUUGAAGAGGGCUCUGUUAAUUUGUCAGCGUGGCAUGAACAUGACUGAGGUAGCACAAAAUAUUGCUGAUGUCGCACACGACAUGACUCAUGUGGCACAUGAUAUGUGUGAUGAAGCACACAAAAUGAGUGAUAAAGAGAACAACGACAACAUGAACGAGUUGCAUGGCCAUGUGGCACACAAAGAGGACGAUGUGGAACACGACAAGCAUGAUUUGGCACACAAGAACAAUGAGGCAUACAAAAAUAACGAUGUGUCCCAUGACGAACAUGAUGAGGCACAAGAAAAGAAUGAGGCGCACAGCGACAAUGAGGAAGAAGUUCACACCGAAGAGGAUGAGGUUCGCACAGAGCCCGAGGAAGAGGAGGAGGAAGAAGGUGAGGCACACGACAGGAAUGAUGUGGAGCACAAAGAAAAUUAUACAGUUAAGGAUAAGGCAAGGCAAAGUUCAAGAUCCAGGAAGGACAAGAACGAUGUGGCACAAAAUGGAGUGGCACAUGACAUGAACGAUGAGUCAGAGAAAGAAGAGAAGGACCAGUCACAGAACGUAUCUGAGGUGGCUCUGAAACAAAAGAGACUUCUGCGCUCCAAAAAGCCGGUGGCAAGGAGCUAUGUGCCCCAGAUCGGUAAGGCUGACGUGAAGAACAAGUUUGAGGCCAUGCAGAAGGCCAGGGAGGAGCGCAACAGUAGGAGGAGCCUAGAGGAGCACCAGAAAAGGAAGGAGCAGUACGUCAAGGAGAGAGAAUACAACCGCAGGAAGCAACAGAUAAAAGAACUACUCGCCUCCAGUGAUGAGGAGGAGGAGGAGGUGAAGCCGGCCAAGGUAGAGAAAUCCUACGUCCCCAAGAUCACAGGCAGUGUGAAGGGGAAGUUUGCAGAGAUGGAGAAGCAGAGACAAGAGGAGGAGAGGAAGCGGAUGGAGGAGGAGAGGAAGAAGCGCGCCAUCCAGGACAUCAUGGAGAAAGCCAAGAUGCAGAAGGAGCUGGCCAAGAAAGCCGCAGAGGAGGGAGAUGACACCAUCCUGGUCCGUGUGGUGCCGGCAAAGCUGUCACGACCUCCAGGCAGGAUCAAGAUGAACUUUGAGGACCUGGAGAAGAACCGCGAGGAAGAACAGAAGAAGAAGACAGAGGAGGAGAAGAAGAAGCGCUACAACGAGAACAGGCUCUCCUUCCGCGAGGCCAAGCGGAGCUCGGCUGUCCAGGAUGAGGACGAGGAACAGCCCACAGAGAAGGAGCAGGUGACUCCUGGGAAGCUAAAAAUGACGUUUGAGGAGGCUGAGAAGGAGAGGCAGGAAUGCCUGAGAAAGCAGGCAGAGAGGGAGGCUAAACGACGUCUGCAGGACGAGAAGAAAGCCUUUGAGGAGGCCAAGCUGGAAAUGGGAGAAGAUGAGGAGGACUCACAAGGAGCUCAAGGCGAGAGAGACGUCAUCCAGCCUGGUAAACUGAGGUUGAGCUUCGAGGAGCUUGAGAAACAGAGGGUAGAGAAUGAACGCAAAGCAGCAGAGGUUGAAUACAAGAGACGAAUGGAAGAGGAGAGGAAGGCUUUCGCCGAGGCCAGGAAAAGCAUGAUAGUGGAUGACGAUGACGAGGUGUUGAUGGCCAUGCUGAACCUGGAGGGCAGCAAGCCAGGGAAGCUGUGUGUCAGCUUCGAGGACAAGGAGCGUCAGAGGAGAGAGGUGGAGGAGAAGAAAGCGGAGGAGGAGGCCAAGAGGAGGCUGGAGGAGGAGAAGAGGCUCUUCACAGAAGCUCGCAAGAAUAUGGUACUAGAUGAGGACGAGGACGGAAUGGUCAAGAGCGACUCCCAGGAAGCAUUGCACCCUGGAAAACUGGAGAUGAACUUUGAAGAGCUGCUAAAGCAGAAGGAGGAAGCCGAUAGGAGGUGCAAAGUGGCGGCGCGCAAGAAGAAAAUGGAGCAGGAGAAACAGGAGUUUGAACAGCUCAGACAAGAGAUGGGAGAGGAUGUGGUGAAUGAGAGCUCUGAUACAGUAAGUAAGGAGUAUGAGGAGCUGAAGAAACUCAAGAGGACCGGCUCCAUCCAGGCUAAGAACCUCAAGUCCAAGUUUGAGAAGAUCAAGCAGUUGAAAGACGAGGAGGUCCAGAAGAAGAUUGAGGAUGUGAGAGCAAAGAGAAAGGCUGUAGAUGAGGAAAUCAAAGAGAGGGAAGAAGAGAGGAUCCAGGAGGAUGAUGAUGAAGGCAAAAAGGACACUGAGAAAGGGGCUGAGGAGGCUCCGUUCAGACAGAAGGUGGACAUGCGCGCACGGUUUGAACAAAUGGCCAGAGCCAGAGAGGAGGAGGAGAAGAAGAGGGUGGACGAACAGAAGCUUCAGAGGAUGCAGUUCGAACAGCAAGAGAUUGACGCCGCUCUCCAAAAAAAAAGGGAAGAUGAGGAGGAGGAAGAGGGAAGCAUCAUCAAUAGCUCGGCAGCCUAUGAGGAUGAGGAGGACCACGCCAGGUCGGGGGCUCCGUGGUUUAAGAAGCCCCUGAAGAACCAAUCGGUGGUGGAUGCCGAGCCAGUGCGGUUCACGGUGAAGAUCACCGGGGAGCCCAAGCCGGAGGUGACCUGGUGGUUUGAGGGGGAGAUGCUCCAGGACUGUGAAGACUAUCAGUACAUAGAGAGAGGAGAGACAUUCUGCCUCUACCUGCCAGAGACCUUCCCAGAGGACGAGGGAGAGUACAUGUGCAAGGCUGUCAACAGCAGAGGCACCGCCGCCAGCACCUGCAUCCUAACGAUAGAAAGUAAGCAUUCUUCCAUCUGACUGUCACUACAUGUCUGCAUGAUGCCACUUCCUGAUUUGGUUUUCUGAUCUUUCUAUGAUUGGAUGGGAUCGCAUGCUCCUCUUCCUGAUCUUCCUAUGAUUGGGUGGGAUUGCAUGCUCCUCUUCCUGAUCUUCCUACGAUCGGAAGGGAUCGCAUGCUCCUCUUCCUCAUCGGCUUGGUUCAGUUUUAGCCGUGUGUAAUCCCAUCUUCUGUUUCUCUCUUACAGCUGAUGACUACUGAUGCUCUACUUUUUCUGGAACUUUCCCUGUCUCUCUCACUCCUUUUGUAAAACUUCAUCCCUCGUGGUAGGGCCAAAAAGAGGAGGAAACAGCAUUAUGCUCUCCAUUCCGUCUUUGGAUACACACAACAUGAAAAGUGCAAUAUCGUGUUGUUUACGUAUUGCUCAUCAUUCAUCAAUAAAGCUGCACUCCCUUUCAGUAUUACGUUUAGGAUGAAAUCUGUGCCAAAUCACAUAUUGAUCCCCUGAGUGAUUGCUGUCACGAAUGAUGUUCAGAUUGAUUUUGUGAUCAUAACAUCAUAUAUCAAGGCUGUUCAACUCUGAUCCUGGAGGGCUGAAACGCUUCUGGUUUUCAUCCUCUCCUUCUAAUCAGGGACUAAUUCAGACUUGGGACACCAGGUGAGUGCAAUUAACUACUAGGUAGAAGCAAAAAACUGAAAUGUUUUGGCAUUCCAGGACCGGAAUUGAAUAACAUCUUUGCAUCAGGGAAAGUCUCCCUUCAAAGGUAAAAUUUCAGAAAGUUCCAUUUGAGAAUAUGGUGCAACCCAAUUUAAAGCCUAAUGAAAUACCUGUAAAAUAGACACAGCGGGUUGCAUUGCACAGUUAAUUUGCAGAAUUGGUUACUAAUAAAAGAAUGAUCUAAUUAGGAUUUUUGUUUCUUUUCAUUUUUAAUAUUUGAAUAAUUAUCUGAAAGGUUUGGUUGUAAUGUACACUUAGAUUUUUCAUAUCCCAAAAGUAUUUUUCACAUUGAGUUAAAGUACAACUCUACAGGAAAUUGAUUAUAUAAUUGUCUUGGACACUGUUGUAUGGCUUGAAAUAUAGUAUAGUGACAUGUUUGUGAUAUGUUUAUUUAAAGUUUUAAUAAAAAGUGCUAAAUACUA